Messenger RNA from Chenopodium quinoa (quinoa), 603 nucleotides. RefSeq lists its product as uncharacterized. NCBI's taxonomy places the organism in Eukaryota, Viridiplantae, Streptophyta, Magnoliopsida, Caryophyllales, Amaranthaceae. Bases 1 to 603 code for a protein of 200 amino acids. The transcript has 2 exons. The record is from RefSeq and is a predicted model, not a curated record.
AUGGAAAACCAGAUAAGCCAACUUGCCAAUCAAGUUAGCCAAUCUUUAAAGAUUCCAGGAACUUUUCCGGGCCAGACAGAACAACCUCAAAAAGGCCAAAUGAAUGUUGUUACCCUGAGGAGUGGAAAUCAAUUGGAAGAUCCUCCUACCAAGGAGCCAUCAAAGGAGGUCGUUGAAGAAGCAGGUGCAAGUCAGAAGGAAGUUGACAACUCUAGGGUCGAGGAUGAAUCAAAGGAAGCACCACCAAAUCCACUUGCUCCGUAUGUGCCUAAGGUUCCUUUUCCUCAAAGGUUAGCCCAAGCUAAACUUGAGAAAAAGUCCAAUGCCAUAUCUGAGAUGCCUUCUUAUGCAAAAUUCUUAAAAGAUAUGCUAUCUAACAAGAAGAAAUUAGAAGAGAAUACUACAAUUGCUUUGAAUGCAGAGUGCAGUGCUAUUUUGCAGAAUACUCUCCCUAAGAAAUUAGGAGACCCAGAUAGCUAUUCGAUUCCAGUGAAGCUUGGAGAUAUCGAAAUUAACAGGGCAUUGUGUGAUCUAGGUGCAAGUGUAAGCCUCAUGCCAUCACUUUCAUUCCUCACUUUGCCAUUUUUAAGAGAAAGUUCUUGA